Molecule: messenger RNA, 1389 nt
Organism: Coprinopsis cinerea okayama7#130
Lineage: Eukaryota; Fungi; Basidiomycota; Agaricomycetes; Agaricales; Psathyrellaceae
Product: histidinol-phosphate transaminase
Exons: 3
Coding region: 1-1389 (462 amino acids)
Biological process (GO): biosynthetic process
Molecular function (GO): transferase activity; pyridoxal phosphate binding
Source: RefSeq, a predicted model, not a curated record
AUGCCGAUCCACGGUCUCCCACCAAACCAACCACGCGCAUACCCCAAUCACUUCUCCCUAGAAUCCGCUAUCCGACCCAACAUCCUUGCCUUGCACCCCUAUAGAUGUGCAAGAGACGACUACUCCGAGGGUAUCCUCCUUGAUGCAAACGAGAACGCUCUCGGCCAUGCUAUCAUCCCUUCAGAAACGAGUUUAGAUUCGGGAAAGAACACGAAUGGGGAGUUGGCAGAAGCAUUGAAUAAGACCCUGACCCUACCCUUGCACCGAUACCCCUCCCCGACUCACGUCCCUAUCAAGCAAAGAAUCGCGGAACUGAGAUUCUUGCCCUCGACUGAUUAUGUCUUCUUGGGUGUUGGAUCGGACGAGGUCCUGGACCUUUUGAUUCGAGUGUUCGUUAAGCCGGGUGUUGAAGGCGAGAAAUUGGACAAGAUCUUGACUACCCCGCCUACCUAUGGCAUGUACGGCGUAUGUGCGCAAGUAAACGACGUUGCUUCUGUCAAGGUACCUCUCCGCGUUACACCGCCAGCUUCUGGAGAGGCAUUCGGAGAAGGUGGAAAGACUGGACGAUUCAGCCUCGACGUCCCUGCAAUUAAAGCCGCUAUCCUCCACGAACAAAGCGUCCUCGGAAACACCAUCAAACUGCUUUUCCUGUGCUCUCCCGGAAACCCGACAGGAACCUUGCUGGAUUUAGACUCGAUCAAAGAGUUAUUGGAAUGGGAAGAGUUCAAGGGUGUCGCCAUCAUCGACGAAGCUUAUAUCGAUUUCGUCGGCGACGAGAACGAGGAUGAGAAGGAACAAUGGAAGAAGAGUGGAGCAAGCCUUGUGGAGAAAUAUUCGAACGUGGUAGUCACUCAGACUUUGAGCAAGAGCUUCGGGUUGGCCGGCAUCCGACUCGGAAUCGCACUCGCCCAACCUCCCAUCGUCCAGGUCCUAUCCAACACCAAGGCACCUUACAACGUCUCCCUCCCAACAGCUCACCUCGCCGAACAGGCCCUCUCACCCGCUUCGCUCGAUCUCUGGCGCAAGAACGUCCAGAUACUCAAACGAAACAGGACAACACUCAUCAAAGGUCUCGAAGACCUCGCAAAAUCAGCCACGCUCAAGAAUGGCGAGGGACCAUUGGGCGUUGGCGAGAUCAUCGGUUCAAACGACGCCAAUUUCAUCUUGGUCAGGAUUUUGGAGAGGCCGACUACGUCUGGGGCACCCUUGAAGCCUUCGAGCGAGAGGGCGAAUAAGGUUUACAAGGCGUUGGCGGAGGAGAUGGGAGUCGUGGUGAGGUAUAGAGGGAACGAGCUGGGUUGUGAUGGUGGUCUGAGGAUCACUGUCGGAACUGAGGAAGAGAAUAGGGAAGUGUUGAGGAGAUUGGAAGAGGCUCUGCAAAGGCUGUAG